UUGCACCCACCACCUUCUCUCUACCCAACUCCUAUAUACAUUUCCUGAGUGUACAGCAAGUCUCCUAUCUCCAAAUCUUUUCUUUCUUUCUUUCUUUCUUUCUUUCUUUCUUUCUAUAAACAAACACCAAAUCAUGAAGAAGAUUAACUUGAUACUAAGGAAGUGCAAGAGCUUGUCAAGGCAACUUGGAAGAUCUUCAUCCUACAGCAGCCUUAGGUCCAAAUCCACUAGAGAAGAUGUUUGGGGUACUGACAAGCUUCAUCAAGAUGAACAAGAAGAGCAUGAAACUAUAUUCGUCGGAAGCACAAGAAAGCGUUACGUGAUUAACUCCAAGUACUUGAGCCAUCCUCUAGUUAAUGCUCUAAUUGAGAAGUCUAAGCAGAAGCAUGGAGAGGAGGUUUUGGUUGUGAAAUGUGAGGUAGUUCUCUUUGAUCAUCUCUUGUGGAUGCUUGAAAAUGCUGAUCCUACUAAUCUCAGCUUGGAUUCCUUGGAGGAAUUGGCUGAUCUCUAUGUCUUCUGAAAUGGAAAUUAAAGCUCUUUAUUAUUGGUCUAGUCAUCAAAGGGACUUGAUCAUUUUUCUAUUCUGUAUUCAUGUAAGGUAGUGAAAUUAAAUACCAUAUUGAUUUCUUUUAUGUUAAUAAUUCUCUAACUCCAUAUUGAGUUUGUUGGAUCAAGUGCACCCUUUGGUAAUUGAAGACCAUGAUUUGGGUAUUUUGUAUACGUACUCAUCAUGGGAUUUUGUUCAUCUUUUCGUCAAUCUUGAUCCUUUAUCAAUAAAUUUCCUCAAGGGUUUAUAUUAUAUUAGUA
Manihot esculenta (cassava) is the source of this 807-nucleotide messenger RNA. RefSeq names its product auxin-responsive protein SAUR77. The transcript has a single exon. NCBI's taxonomy places the organism in Eukaryota, Viridiplantae, Streptophyta, Magnoliopsida, Malpighiales, Euphorbiaceae. The coding region runs from base 134 to 520 and encodes 128 amino acids. Gene Ontology annotation, biological process: response to auxin. The record is from RefSeq and is a predicted model, not a curated record.